AUGGAAAAGAUUGUGAUUAUAGGAAGUGGACCUGCUGCCUACAAUGCAGCGCUGUAUGCGAUGAGCAAAAACCCGCUACUUUUUGAAGGGGGGUAUAUAGGAAACAAUGGGCCUGGAGGGCAACUCACCACAACAACUGCAGUGGACAACUAUCCUGGAUUUCCCGACGGAGUAGAGGGCCCCAUACUUACUGGGCUGAUGAAGGAGCAUGCAGUCUCGCAGGGGCUCCGGGUUGCCAAGGAGACGAUUAGCGACGUAAGAAAGGAGGGAGAAAUGUUUGUGGUUGUUAGCGAGAAAGGAGAGUACCGUGCAGAGGCUGUGAUUGUUGCGACAGGGGCCUCGGCAAGGCGUCUUUUUGUUCCUGGGACUGGAGAUGACGAGUUUUGGCAAAAGGGGGUGAGCUCGUGUGCCGUGUGCGACGGAUUUAUCUAUAUGAACAAGAUAGUAUGUGUGGUUGGGGGAGGAGAUGCAGCCAUGGAGGAGGCGCUCUAUCUAUCAAGGAUUGCCAAGAAGGUUUACAUCAUCCACAGGAGGAGUGAAUUCCGUGCAAGGAGUGACAUGGUUGAGAGGGCCAAGGCAACUGAAAACAUCGAGAUAAUGACGCCCUAUGUCCUUGACCGUGUGUCUGGGACGAAGAAGGUUGAGGAGAUCAGUGUCCGUAAUGUUGAGACGGGAGAAAUGGAGGUUAUUCCGAUGAACGGGGUGUUUUUUGGAAUAGGGCAUGACCCGAACACCUCGUUCCUCAAGAGCAUAAAUGUGGAGCUUGAUCCCAAUGGAUAUGUGGUUGUUAAGGACGAGGUGUGCACGAGCAUUCCCGGGCUCUUUGCUGCUGGGGAUGUUUGCGAUAGGAAGUAUCGGCAAGCGGUGACUGCAGCUGCUUCUGGUGCGAUUUCUGGGAUGAAGGCAGUGGAGUUCUUGGAUAAGAAAUAA
This is a messenger RNA of Encephalitozoon hellem ATCC 50504, 930 nucleotides long. RefSeq names its product thioredoxin reductase. Gene Ontology annotation, molecular function: thioredoxin-disulfide reductase (NADPH) activity. Gene Ontology annotation, cellular component: cytoplasm. Gene Ontology annotation, biological process: removal of superoxide radicals. Bases 1 to 930 code for a protein of 309 amino acids. The record is from RefSeq and is a predicted model, not a curated record. The transcript has a single exon. NCBI's taxonomy places the organism in Eukaryota, Fungi, Microsporidia, Unikaryonidae.